GGCGUGUAAAGUUAACAGUUUCUAGUUUCGAUUUCAAUAUAAACAAUAAUGGCGACUAUAGAAGGAAAUCUCAGCGAAAAUGCGUUUACGUGCUCAAUAUGUUUGGAAGAAUUUCGAAAGCCAAGAUCAUUGCCAUGUGGACAUUCUUUUUGUCACGAGUGCUUGUGCGAAUACUUAAAGAAGUUUGAGGGAAAAUCGGAGAUGCCUUGUCCAUUGUGCCGGAAUGCCACACAUACUGAAACGCCUAUAACGCUAGAUUCUAUCGUACAGUGGGUAGAGAAAUUCCCAUUAUUUGACGUGCUGCCAGGUAACAAGACGAGCAAAAGUGAGUUUUCUUUACCAACGAAACAGUCAUGCCAAGCAUGCGCAAUUGAACAAAAGUCUGUGGAAGCAAAUUUGUAUUGUUUGGACUGUUGGGAACAUUUAUGUAAUACCUGCGCAGAAACCCAUACAAAGUUCAAACUGAACCGAAACCAUAAAAUAUCUAUGUCAGAAAAAGCACCAUCGUCCAAGGUGGUAGAGUUGUUAUUGGAGAUUGGUAGAUGCCCGAAUCAUGAGAACGAAACAGCGGAAUAUAUUUGUAAAGACCAAAACCAACCAUGCUGCGGAAAGUGCGCGAUAACAUCGCAUCGUAAAUGCGAAGAAGUUCUUACAAUAUUUGACGUUGCUAAAGAAAAUAACACGCUCGCUGAUAGAAUUGCAAAUUACACUCAGAAACUUGAGGAAAAAAUGAUGUUGACAUUGGACCUCAGUCACAGAGUAAAAGAAGAGCCUUCACGUAUUGAAUCUUGUUCUGAACGUAUUGAAAAGCAAUUGACUGAAAUUAAAGUGCAGUUAGAUGAAGCAUUUGAACGCCUCAGAAACAAAGUAAUCGGUGAGGUAAUGUCAAUCAAAUCGAAGCUUCUGGAUCAAGCAAAGGGAAAUUUACAGGACGUGUGUGUGAAACUGGAAGAUAUCCGGAGAAAACAGGCCGAGCUUGAAGAUGUUCUUUCUCACGGGAACGAAGUGCAUAAAUAUUUGUACAUGCUCAAGCAGCCACCCGUUGAUGACGUUAAAUUGGGAUGGAGAACUCCAUACACAGAAUACCAAACAGUAUACAAACCAGUAGCAAAGAGAGGUUAUAUGCAAAUCCCUACACCAAUACGCAUUCUUCAAUACGUAGAACUGGGUAUAACAUUCAAAGAGAACACUUCGGUAUCGAGUAUUAUUGAACAAAUAGAUAACCUUUUAAUUGUGGAACAAGACAGGAGGGCGCAUACGAUUUAAAUUGAUAAAUCAGCACGCACAUUUAGUCGCCUUUUCUUAAUAAAUACCGGUAUGCUACAACCUCGCGCUCAUACUACGUGUUUGUCCUGCAAAAGUCGCCAUAACAAUGGCAGUUUAGUAUUGUUUCAUUUCGGCAAAUUGAAAAAACUUUAAAACCAUUUGAUAUGUUGCCUAUUUGCUUCUAUUUAAACUUUUUAAUAUUUAAAAUUAUAUACUUAAGUGACCAAUAAAUGUUAACAGCAUAAUAACUGAUUGCGACCCAGUCACAUAAAUAAUUUCUAUGAAUGCGAUAACCCGUAUUUUGUGUUUUCCCACUACUUUCAUGUAUUAUGUUUUAUAGUAUGUACAUUACUAACCUCUGUUUUAUCACUUACUUUUCACAUGACCUUUUGAUAUGUAUAUUAUAGUGUGGUUAAGACUGACGAUUUACUAUGUACAAGUCGUAAUGCAUAUCUGUUCUGGUCUAUGUCUUUGGGAUCAACAACAUUAUAGUACCAUUAGUACCAUAUACAUGCACAUUCUUGAAUGCAUACUCUAAUUAACUCGAUGGUUACAAAAAGAAAACAUGAUAUGAAUUAAAUGAUUAAAUGAAUUAUGAAUGAUUUAA
Messenger RNA from Dreissena polymorpha, 1873 nucleotides. Its product is annotated as E3 ubiquitin-protein ligase TRIM56-like. The record is from RefSeq and is a predicted model, not a curated record. The transcript has a single exon. NCBI's taxonomy places the organism in Eukaryota, Metazoa, Mollusca, Bivalvia, Myida, Dreissenidae. Bases 49 to 1266 code for a protein of 405 amino acids. Gene Ontology annotation, molecular function: zinc ion binding.